CAGUUAAACAGCAUAAAUAGAGAAUGAAUCUCACCAAUUUCACUCCAUUUUGCCUCUGUUUGCAGAUUGACUUUGGUGGGACAAUAAAACCUAAAUGGAGGGACAUCAUCAUCAGUUGUAGAGAACUAUUUGAAUAAAUGUGAAAUAAUCACUUUGAACCAGAAACAUGAGCAAGAACGCUAUCUACAAGAACCACGAGCUCCGAAACGGGGACUUCCUGGAAUCCAACAAUGGGAAAUUCAGGGCUUAUUUCCAGGACGAUGGUAACUUUGUCAUCUACACCUGGAAACCGACCUGGGCUUCAGACACCGAUAAAACGGACGCCACCCGGCUGAUCUUGCAGGAAGACUGCAACCUGGUCAUGUACAAUAAGGAUCACAAGCCCAGAUGGCAGAGCAACUCCUCCUCCCAAGGCUGCACCUCCUGCCGCCUUCAGCUGAAUGAUGACGGUCAUAUGGUGUUGAGCAAAGAUGGCAUCCCCCUCUGGACCUCUGCCAACUCUAAAGGCAUGAAGUGAAUUUGGCUGUCAGCUUGUUUUACACAUAAACCAGCCUCUUAAAGAUUCAAUAAAUGCAGAUUUUAAAAAUGCA
Messenger RNA from Betta splendens (Siamese fighting fish), 590 nucleotides. Its product is annotated as B-type lectin plumieribetin-like. Bases 167 to 517 code for a protein of 116 amino acids. The record is from RefSeq and is a predicted model, not a curated record. The transcript has 3 exons. NCBI's taxonomy places the organism in Eukaryota, Metazoa, Chordata, Actinopteri, Anabantiformes, Osphronemidae.